Messenger RNA from Cordyceps militaris CM01, 2346 nucleotides. RefSeq names its product Hsp70 chaperone Hsp88. Gene Ontology annotation, molecular function: ATP binding; ATP-dependent protein folding chaperone. Lineage: Eukaryota; Fungi; Ascomycota; Sordariomycetes; Hypocreales; Cordycipitaceae. Bases 1 to 2346 code for a protein of 781 amino acids. The transcript is spliced from 6 exons. The record is from RefSeq and is a predicted model, not a curated record. Gene Ontology annotation, cellular component: cytosol; nucleus. Gene Ontology annotation, biological process: protein folding.
AUGCCAUAUGCCAACUCAGUCACUGUAGCAGCUACCACCCUCCCGAAUAGACUUCAGCGUCCUGAUUUCGUGCAUUACAUCGCGGCUGACUGGGGAAGAUCGCUUUUUAACCCUCUAUUUUCUUUACACAUCUACAUUUAUCCCACAGCAGCCAUGAGUGUCGUCGGUGUCGAUUUCGGUACCCUCAAGACGGUCAUUGCCGUCGCCAGAAAUCGCGGUGUCGAUGUGGUUACCAACGAAGUCUCCAACCGUGCUACCCCUUCUCUCGUCGGAUUCGGUCCCAAAUCCCGCUACCUCGGCGAGACGGCCAAGACGCAGGAGAUCUCCAACCUCAAAAACACCGUCAACUGCCUCAAGCGCCUUGCCGGCCGCGCCUUCAACGACCCCGAUGUCCAGAUUGAGCAGCAGUUCAUCACUGCUCCCCUCGUCGACAUCAAUGGCCAGGUCGGCGCCGAGGUCAGCUACCUUGGCAAGAAGGAAAGGUUUACUGCCACCCAGCUUGUCGGCAUGUACCUCAGCAAGAUCAAGCAGACUGCGGCCGCCGAGCUUAAGCUCCCUGUCUCCGACCUCUGCAUGAGCGUUCCUCCUUGGUUCACCGACGCCCAGCGCCGCGCCCUCCUCGACGCUUCCGAGCUCGCCGGCCUCAAGCUCCUCCGCCUCAUUAACGACAACACCGCCGCCGCCCUUGGUUGGGGUAUCACCAAGCUCGACCUCCCCGGCCCGGACGAGCCCCCCAAGCGCGUCUUCUUCGUCGACAUUGGCCACUCCAACUACACCUGCUCCAUUAUCGAGUUCCGCAAGGGUGAGCUUGCCGUCAAGGCCACCGCCUGGGACCGCAACUUUGGUGGCCGUGACUUUGAUAAAGCUCUCGUCGACUACCUCGCCAAGGAGUUCAAGACCAAGUACAACGCAGAUAUCUACACUCACGGUCGAGCCAUGGCCCGCACCAUUGCCGCCGCUGAAAAGUGCAAAAAGGUCCUCUCCGCCAACCAGCAGUCUCCUGUCAACAUUGAGUCUCUCAUGAAUGAUAUUGACGUUUCCACCAAUGUCACCCGCCAGGACUUUGAGGAGAUGAUCCAGCCCCUCCUCAGCCGCACUUUUGAGCCUCUCGAGUCCGCACUCGCCCAGGCCAAGCUCACUAAGGACGACAUUGACAUUAUCGAGGUUGUCGGCGCUGGCUCCCGCGUCCCUGCUCUCAAGGAGCGCCUCCAGUCCUUCUUCGGCAAACCCCUCUCCUUCACCAUGAAUGCCGACGAGGCCAUUGCUCGUGGCUGUGCUUUCAGCUGUGCUAUUCUAUCCCCCGUCUUCCGCGUCCGCGAUUUCGCCGUCCAGGAUAUUGUCAGCUAUCCCAUCGAGUUUACCUGGGAGAAGGCUGCCGACAUCCCUGAUGAGGAUACGAGCCUCACCGUCUUUAACAAGGGCGGCGUUCUCCCCUCAACCAAGAUUCUCACCUUCUAUCGCAAGCAACCCUAUGACCUCGAGGCUCGCUAUGCCAAGCCCGAAGACCUCCCCGGCAAGCAGAACCCGUGGAUCGGCCGCUUCUCCGUCAAGGGUGUCAAGCCCACCGAGACUGACGACUUUAUGGUCUGCCGCCUCAAGGCCCGUGUCAACAUCCACGGUAUCCUCAACGUUGAGACUGGCUACCACGUUGUCGAGCAGGAAGUUGACGAGGAGGUCAAGGAGGAGGGUGACCCCGAGGCGAGUAAAAUUUCUACCUCUUCUUUUUUGUGCAAUAGACUAACGCGCCUCAAGGCCAUGGACACUGACAAGAAGGACGACGGUCCCAAGAAAACCCGCAAGGUCAAGAAGCAAAUCCGUGCCGGCGACCUCCCUAUAUCCAGCGGCACCUCGUCUCUCGACGAUGCCGCCCGCGCCGCCCUGGCCGAAAGGGAAGCCGCCAUGGUCAUGGAGGACAAGCUCGUUGCCGACACUGAUGAGAAGAAGAACGAGCUCGAGGCUUACAUUUACGACCUCCGCGCCAAGCUGGAGGAGCAGUAUGCUGACCUCGCCAGCGAUGAGGAUAAGGAGAAGAUCCGCGCCAAGCUUGAGGCCUCCGAGGAUUGGCUCUACGCCGACGGCGAGGACGCGUCAAAGGGCGUCUACGUCGCCAAGAUUGACGAGAUCCGCGCCUUGGCCGGUCCCGUCGUCCAGCGCCACUUUGAGAAAGUCGAGGCUGAGCGUCAGGCUGUCCAAGAGCGUGUCGAUGCCGAGCAGGCGGCCAAAAGAGCCGCUGAGGAAGAGGCUCGCAAAGCUGCUGAGGCUGAGAAGGCCACCGAGGGCGGCGCCGACGCCGAGAUGAAGGAUGCCGAUGGCGCCACACCCGAUGACGCCGCCGACCCCAAAUAA